AUGUCUACUGUUGGCUUGACUAUUGACUGCUACGCCGUCCUGGGCGUCAGCCGCGACGCUGAUAUCAAAGAUAUCAACGCCGUUUACAGAGGGCUUGCGCUAAAGUCGCAUCCUGACAAGGCGGGCCAUACUGAUGCUGCCACUGAGCGUUUUCGCGCGAUAACAGAUGCGGUUGAAAUUCUUCGAGACCCUGUUCGUCGGAGCCAACUCGACCGCUCACUGUGCAAAGCUAGAUUCGCUUCACUCAAGCCUGAAUGCAAGUUGCCAACUGGGACCUCAGGAGCCUAUGGCAACUCCUACCCAAGAAAGAAACGUUGCCCCAGAGAGAGAAGACGCCGAACGCCUCCCAAUCCUGAGACUUUCAGACACCGCGAUACCUUUGAUGCCUGCAAAGAUUUGAACUAUAUGCACAGUUACGGCAAUAGUGUUCACAUGGACCCAAACUCUGAAGAUAGUAAGGCCAAACGUGCGGAUUUCCAAAAAGAGAGCGACCAAUGGAGCCGUGAAUGGCAAGGCAUUGACCCUGAGAUGGAAGAUCUGCGUGCUAAAUUGCUCAAGAAGAAGAAGGCAAGAUACAUGGCGUAUGACAGGAGUGAUAUGGUGACAGAAGCUGGUGACUUUGAACCCGACGUGGUCUAUCGGCCUGAGUCCAACCGUGGCCCAGAUGCUAUGGCGACUCAGGCUGGAGAUGGCUUUAACCGCAGUGUGUUCAAUCCCCGUAGGCCAGAUCGUUCCAACAAGUUUGUUGAAAAGGAACAUUACGCUGGCACAAGCACUGGCCCCUUCAAGCCUACCGACUACAAGCCUGCUGCAGACAAGUUUGCCGAACACAAGGCUGCCAAAUCUAAGCCUGCUGAGUCCACUGACCCACCUUAUGGGGAAGAAGACCUCGGUUUUACUCCCGACACGCGUGAUGUUGACACGGAUGAGGACGAUGGCAACCAUUUUUACCGGCAAAAGCCUACAUCUCGCUCCACUGGACAUGUUUUUGGACCCAAAGUCACCAACGAAGCUCAGCCCUAUUUCAGCCCCAGCGCCAAUCGGAUUUCCCACAAGCGUUUCACCGGCUGCAACUCUGCUGCUAGCUCGGUUGACAAAGUCCCAACUCAAAGCCACGCUGCCAAGCCCCCCAAAGCUGCUCAUACUGCCAAUACUACCGAUACCACCGAGAACUCGAUCAAAGACGCACCCGCAGGCUUCACAGACCCAAUCGACAGCUCCCCACCUCUUCAGCCUACCAACAAGGACUUCAGUGAGGAUUCAACCAACAAGAACUCAUACAUUAACUCGCAGUUGGGAACUUGCGAGGCCCUGAAGCAUCUGGUUCCUUUCUUCCAACAGAAGAUCCGCGCUCAUCCUGAGCAGUACACAGCAAAUGAACUGUAUGGGGAGCUUAACGGAGUCAUCUUGGAGACCUACAUCGGUUGGUUGGUGGCACUCCGAAGCUCAGUCAGAGAUGUCGAGCCCCCGCACCAUUUGAAUAAACCGGUUGAUUGUGCACACAUUGGCUCCUGGAAAAAGGAGUUCAACCUUGCGAAGUGUGACCGGUGUGGUCUCUGCAAGCCACUUUUACGGACCCUUGUUUUGCAGGUACCUGAGGAGGAAAAGGCCGAUAUAUGCGGUGCAUCUCACGAUGAAUCUGACGAUUGA
Messenger RNA from Penicillium antarcticum, 1650 nucleotides. RefSeq lists its product as uncharacterized. Gene Ontology annotation, cellular component: cytoplasm. Bases 1 to 1650 code for a protein of 549 amino acids. The record is from RefSeq and is a predicted model, not a curated record. NCBI's taxonomy places the organism in Eukaryota, Fungi, Ascomycota, Eurotiomycetes, Eurotiales, Aspergillaceae. The transcript is spliced from 3 exons. Gene Ontology annotation, biological process: protein refolding.